This is a messenger RNA of Diospyros lotus (date-plum), 2725 nucleotides long. RefSeq names its product BTB/POZ domain and ankyrin repeat-containing protein NPR1. Gene Ontology annotation, biological process: defense response to bacterium; regulation of jasmonic acid mediated signaling pathway; regulation of salicylic acid mediated signaling pathway. The coding region runs from base 577 to 2478 and encodes 633 amino acids. Gene Ontology annotation, molecular function: protein binding. The transcript has 5 exons. The record is from RefSeq and is a predicted model, not a curated record. Gene Ontology annotation, cellular component: nucleus. Lineage: Eukaryota; Viridiplantae; Streptophyta; Magnoliopsida; Ericales; Ebenaceae.
UCAGGGGGUGGCAUUCCUUCUCUUUUUCUUUAUUCCCACACAACACACACAGCGACACGCAAUACGCAAAAAGAUAUGCUGGUUCCGUCCAUAUCCUCAAAUUCGGAACUCAUGCGUCGCUUUGGAAUGCUUUUGUUUAGCUUCUUUGAGCUGAUUGUGCCCCUCGAGAUGAGGUUGCUCGCGAUCCGUUGUUGAUUCUGCGAAUCCAAGAGUUGCCGAGCGGCCGGUAUCGGCUAACUCUCUGAUUGUUUAUGCGUUGCUUCCAGCUGUUUGCAUGGUGUUUUUCUUUCUGUUUCCUGGAUAAUCCGUGAAGGAUAAUCACCUUCUUCGUUCGAUACAGGUAAUUUUUCCAUCGCUGCGAGAGGAGACUUGUUCACCUCAAGCCAACCUGUGUUUUUCCCCGUACCAUGACGAGUUAUGCCAGUACUGUUCAUUACUCUCCUCGAAUUCCUCUCGAUUGCUGUCCGAUUAGGCUAAUUUGUACGGUAUCUAGGUGGAGUUAGGCACUUGAUUCCAAAUUUAGAAUCACGUUUGUAUUUCUAUUGCUCGUCCGUGUUGGUCUUGGGCCUCUUGGCCAUGGGGAAUCUGGAACUGCUUUUGGGUGAUUCGGGUGGUGAUUAUAGUGAUGCAGAGAUCCUUGUUGAGAACAUACCAAUUGGCGUUCACAGAUGCAUACUGUCUUCGGCAAUACAAACCAUUAUUUUCUGUCGCUUUACUUCAUCUUCACUUGUAUCAAAUGGAUCCUUUUGCCACAAGAAGAUACCAGCCGCAGGUCCAGAGACAGGGUCCAGUCUUGAAAUAAUCAGCUUAAGCAAGCUUAGUAAUAAUCUGGAACAGCUUUUGGGUGAUUCGGGCGGUGAUUAUAGUGAUGCAGAGAUCCUUGUUGAGAACAUACCAGUUGGCGUUCACAGAUGCAUACUGGCUGCACGGAGUAGAUUUUUCCACGAGCUUUUCGAGAAAAAAAAGGGGACCCUUCAGAAAGAAGAGAAGCCAAAAUAUGACGUGAAUGAUUUGUUGCCCUAUGGCAGGGUUGGUUAUGAGUCUUUCCUAAUUUUCUUGAGCUAUUUGUACACUGGAAAGCUAAGGCCUUUUCCUUCAGCUGUGUCAACAUGUGUGGAUAAUCUAUGUGCCCAUGAUGCUUGCAGACCUGCUAUUGAGUUUAUUGCAGAAUUGAUGUAUGCAUCUUCAAUUUUUCAGGUGCCAGAGCUUGCUUCACUUUUUCAGCGGAGACUUCUGAAUUUUGUUGACAAAGCUCUUGUGGAAGAUGUCAUCCCAAUUCUUCUUGUAGCCCAUCAUUGUGAAUCAAGUCAGCUUGUUACUAGCUGUGUUGACAGAGUAGCAAGGUCAAAUCUCGACAGCAUCACUCUAGAGAAAGAACUCCCUUUCGAAGUGGCCGAAAAUAUUAAAUUGCUCCGCGCCCCUGCCCCGGUUGAUGAUGAAAAUGACUUACAGGUUGUUGAUCCAGUACGUGAGACAAGAAUCAAAAGAAUACUUAGGGCAUUAGACUCGGAUGAUAUUGAACUUGUAAAUCUUCUACUGAGUGAAUCUGGUAUAACGUUAGAUGAAGCCAAUGCUCUUCAUUAUGCUGCUGCUUACUGUGAUCCAAAGGUCGUAAAAGAAGUGCUUGCAAUGGGUGGCACUGAUCUUAAUCUUCGAAAUGCUCGGGGUUACACAGUCCUUCAUAUUGCUGCAAUGCGCAGAGAGCCCUCCAUAAUUGUUGCGCUUUUGAAUAAAGGAGCUUGUCCAUCGGAUACCACAUUGGACGGACGAACUGCUGUCAGAAUUUGUCAGAGAUUAACAAGGCCAAAGGAUUAUGAUGAGAAAACAGAGCAGGGACAGGAAACAAACGAAUAUCGAAUAUGCAUUGAUGUUCUGGAGAGAGAGAUGUGGAGGAAUCCAAUGACUGGGAAUGUAUCAGCAUCUUCUCCUAUAAUGACUGAUGAUCUGCACAUGAGUCUGUUGUACCUAGAAAAUAGAGUCGCAUUUACACGACUGUUGUUCCCUUCUGAAGCCAAGCUAGCCAUGGAAAUUGCUUCUGCUGAGACAUCUGAAUUUGCUGGAAUCUUGACAUCAAGAGGUUCAAAUGGGAACUUGAGGGAGGUUGAUCUGAAUGAGACACCCAUAAUGCAGAAGAGGCGGCUACUUUCAAGGAUUGAAAUUCUCUUGAAAACAGUGGAAAUGGGUCGGCGUUAUUUCCCGCACUGUUCAAAAGCGCUGGACAAGUUCAUGGAGGAUGACCUACCCGAUCUGUUGUAUCUUGAGAAGGGAACCCCUGAGGAGCAGAGAAUGAAGAAGCAGCGGUUCGUGGAGCUCAAGGAAGACGUUCAGCGGGCAUUUGACAAGGACAAGGCCAAGGCCGAGCGUACACGUUCUGGCCUUUCUUCUUCAUCUGCCUCGUCCUUCAAACACGCUGUAAGUCAUAAAGUUAGAAAGCUGGGACGAUAUGUUAACUACAUAAUAGGCUGUUGCAGGAGAUAGCCAAUUCAACUUUGAAGAAGGCUUAUAGCGAGGGCCGUGUUUUAAGUAUAUCGACUCCACUCUUGUAAUAUAUGUUCAGAAGAAGAACAAAUGUUGGGUCUGCGAACUUUUUUGUGUACGGACUCUGUCCUGAAUGCAUUUUCUGUUUUGAGUGUUGGUUCCGUUCAUCAUGUAUUUUGCUUUGUUGUUUUUGACGACUGAUAUGAUUAGUAUAAAUCACACGUUUCCAUCCAAUAAAGUAAGUAAA